Pterocles gutturalis (yellow-throated sandgrouse) is the source of this 825-nucleotide messenger RNA. RefSeq names its product tetraspanin-3-like. The transcript has a single exon. Lineage: Eukaryota; Metazoa; Chordata; Aves; Pterocliformes; Pteroclidae. Gene Ontology annotation, cellular component: membrane. The record is from RefSeq and is a predicted model, not a curated record. Bases 1 to 825 code for a protein of 274 amino acids.
AUGAGGAGAGUUAGAGCUGUGGUGGUGUUAUUGUCCUCAUCAUUUCCAUGGAGCUAUGAGGAGUCCUGGCUCAGGCCCUUUGCUCGAUUUCUGCUGAGGCUACUAGGCUUCAUCUUCUGGGGCACUGCUGCACUUCUGGUCUGUGGUGGAGUUUUUGUGAUCGUGAUGCACAGGAGCUACAGAUAUUUAUUUCAGGAGUCUUUUUUGCCUCUCCCUGGCUGGCUGGCUAUUGCAGCUGCACUUAUCUUGCUACCUACUGGAUUUUUGGCUAUCUCUAUUUCUGUGAAGAGCUCCCGUUAUCAGCAAGGGGCUCUCAUGUACUUCUUGCUGAUCCUUCUUUGCCUAGAAGUGUCUUCAGUAGUUCUGGCACAGUUUUACUCUAUUCGGAUGGCUUCUGAGCUGGAAAGCACUAUGGGUCACCUUGUCUAUCACUACAAUGGGACACCCUCCCAGGCUCCUGGCAACAGAGCUGUGGAUGUGAUACAGAGGAAGCUGCAGUGUUGUGGGGUCCAAAGCUACGUGGACUGGCUAAAUGCAACAGCUGCUUCUUGGCAUCUUUCAGAUGAAAAAGCUCAGGUCCCUGAAAGCUGCUGUAAGGAGAAGUAUUCCCACUGCAAGGGUGACUUAGGCCAUCGGGAGCAGCUUUAUCAGGAAGGCUGUCUAAAGAAGCUGGGAGAUCGGUUGCAUUUUGUGAUGUUCUUCAUGUUUUGGUGCUGUGCUGUUCUAAGUGUUCUAGAGCUGUUGGCUGGUGUCAGCAAUGGCAUCCUCAUGAGGCAUCAACCUUUCCCUGACCUCCAAAUUCUGGACUCAUCUAGCUUCUCAUAG